AUGAAGUUUGAUUAUGAUCUUUUUAUGGAAAUUCUAUGCCUUUUACCCAUUAAGAAUUUCAUACGGUUCAGAAGCUUGUCAAACACAUGUUGUUCCUGUAUUGACAGCCUAGAAUUCAUCAAUCUCCGUCUUAAUCGAUCUAUCAAAACCAGCAUGGAUUGCUGCCUCAUUACUCAUGAACAUGAUCCAAAGGGUUCCAUUUAUGCUUUCGACUUAGACUCGGAUAGAUGCACUGUGGAGCUUAAUCGCCUCUACAACCCUCACACCUCUAUAUCUGGCGAUUGCCAGUUUCACAGAGAUGUUUUUGGUUCUUGCAAUGGGUUGCUUGCUAUGUAUAAUGGUGAGGGCAUAGUCUUGUGCAAUCCAGCAACAAGGGAGCACAAAACUUUAUCUAGAUUUUGGGGUCACUGCUAUGGUGAUUAUGAAAUGCUGCGUGAAUUUGGCUACGAUGCUCUUAACGAUGAUUAUAAGGUAAUCAUUAUGAUUCAAAACUACAUGGAAAACAAUACCAGAGUAAUGGUUUACAGUUGGAAACGUAAAUCAUUGACAAGGGUCGAAGAUCUUCUUGGUUAUUCUAUUAUUCCAACACACAAUAAUCCUCAACCUGGCGGUGUUCUUGUUGGUGGGUCAUUGCAUUGGGUGGUUAAUGGCAAAGGAAAUGUUAAAGAUAGAGUGAUUCUUGCAUUUGGUCUGGGGGAUGAGAAGUUCUUUGAGCUGCCAAAACCUCAAAUGGAAAGUGAAAAUAUUUCCUUACACAUGGUGGAAAUUGGAGGAAGCCUCGCUCUAUGUAGUUCGUGGCCUCACUGGAUGAAUGAGAUAUGGGUUAUGAAAGAAUAUGGAGAGAAAGGUAAAUAUCUUUUCUUUUAUGGUUUACGGCAAGAAAGUAAUCAAAAACUUGGAAACUUGAAUCUUCACAUGUCGAAUGAGAAUUCCAAACUCUUUCGUUCAACUAUUCUGUUCCUUCUCAACUGUCUUCUUGUGCAGACUCAUCAGCGCCCUCGAAGAGUCCUUAAACCAUAG
Molecule: messenger RNA, 1020 nt
Organism: Manihot esculenta (cassava)
Lineage: Eukaryota; Viridiplantae; Streptophyta; Magnoliopsida; Malpighiales; Euphorbiaceae
Product: F-box protein CPR1-like
Exons: 3
Coding region: 1-1020 (339 amino acids)
Molecular function (GO): protein binding
Source: RefSeq, a predicted model, not a curated record